Durusdinium trenchii is the source of this 1956-nucleotide messenger RNA. Lineage: Eukaryota; Dinophyceae; Suessiales; Symbiodiniaceae. The record is from the annotation of a GenBank genome assembly.
UCUGGCAACCCCACCAGCGAGUGAGCACUGUGUGACACUGUGGCGCACGUUGCGCUGCACCAUGCGCUGCCGGGAUGCUGGGACGGAAGAGAGAAGACCUAGCCUCGAAGGGUGGCACCAAGAAGCGGAAGAAGUGGCAGGAAGAGUCCGACGAGGACGAUGAGCCUGAAGCGGCCUCCGUGACAGUAGAGGAGAUGGAAGAGUGGAAGGCAAAGAUGGCAGAAGAAGAGAAGCAAGAAGAGCGUGAGCGAGAAAAACUUGAACGCGAAGCACGAAAGGAGGCCGAGCGGCAAGAGCGAGAACGCCAGAAGCGCAUGGAGGAGGAAGAGCGGGAAAGGAGGGAGCUUGAAGAGCAACUUGAGCGUGAGGAACGGGAGCGGCAAAACGCCCGGCGAGAAGCAGCGGAGAAAGCUGCGCAAGAGAUGAAGAGGGCGUGGGAUCAGCCACCAGCGGAGGCUUCUCCCUCGCCGGUGCGUGUCCCGCGGGUGGUGGCGCCCGUACCACCCGUGCCCGUGGUGGUCACACCACCUGCACCUGUGAUGACUCCCUUGAUGCAGGCUCAAGCUGCGGGUGCCAACAUUGCCGCAGCGCUGAUGGCCUCACAUCCUGCACCAGGAGGUGAGGAGAGCGAUGUGACCAUCCAUGUCCAGGUUCCAGCGCAGCGUGUCAAAGAUCUCCUGGGCGUUCAGGGAAGGAGCUGUUGGUUGGGGGGCUGGCAGGGCCUGUUGACUCAUAGGAGUCAUAGAGCAAUCUUACCAGUCUUGAAAAGAGCUUCCCUUCGACAUCGCCCAUCUUUCCUUUCGGUUGGAACCACACAGGUGCGCUUGGAAGCUUCGAGGAACAUCAAGGCCAUCAAAUCCCAGACGGGCGUUCUGAAGGUGGGUGUCUUGGACCGCAACGACCCCGCCAACGUGGAGAUCGUGGGCACCGCUAAAGCCGUGGAGCACUGUCGCUCCCUGGUGAAGUCAGUGGUUGAAGGGGACCUCACAGCCAUCGGCAACAUCUCUGAGAUGAUGGAUAUUGAUGCGCGCCUGGUCUCUAGACUCAUUGGGCCAAAAGGUCAGCACAUCUCUAGCAUGAAGGAUCAGAGCGGCGCCUAUCUGGCCGUGAAGGAAGUAUCUCCGGGUGUCAACAAGGUGGUGAUCACUGGAUUCCCCGACUGUGUCGCCAGAGGCCGCGAGCUGGUCGUGAACUUUCUGAACCAGGACCACUCGAUGCCCAUGCCAGGUCCUCAUGCAUUCCCACCUCACAUGCCACCAAAUGGGAUGCACCCUUGUGGCUGUGGGCACCAGGCUGAAGAUGGGAUGCUUGGCCGACCGCCAGCCCCAGUACCGAAUUCGGCCGGCUGGGGUCCAGGCAAGGGCUUCGCCAAGGGCCCAAAUGCGUCUCAAGGUUGGCAAAACGAGUGGCCUGAAGGUCAGUGGCAAGGAGAUUGGCCCUCACCCGCAUGGCCUGAUCAAGCCUGGGGUAAAGGCAAAGGCAACUGGACCCCAAUGGGUAACCCGAGCGACUUCGGCAAAGGAGCCGUGCCAGAGCGUCCGGAGCAACGAUGUGACUGGAACAAUGAGGCUGGCUACGAUGGAUGGGCCGCUGGUGGAGAUGCUGGCGCAAAUGUGCCAAGCCCGCCAACGCAAGCCCCGAUGAUGCAAGCCCCGGCGAUGCAAGCCCCAACCCUUGGAGGCUUUGCAGGGGCCUCCCGAGCAUGCGGCGUCGCUGAUGCCUCUUGGGAUGAGCAUCAACAAGGUUGGUCGCAAGAGUGGGAUCCUUCUUGGCAGCAAAGGUGGCAGGGCUGUGGUUCAUUUGGUGGCUGUCCUUGCCAAGGAUCGCCUCAGAACGGACCGGGCCAGGCCUGGGCUGCUUGAGCGCCUCGGUGAGCGCAGCAGCGGUGCUUCUGCUUCGCUACAGCUGAUUGCAGCUGUGCCUGGCGGGGAAAAAGAAGUCUCUGUGUGGAGCAUG